AUGAGUCUUAAGGAAUGUGAAGAAUUGCGUUUGAAAAAUUGCUUAUGCAAAGCAUAUGCAAAUUUAGAUAUUAGGAAUGGAGGCAAUGGCUGCUUGCUUUGGUUUGCUGACUUGGUUGAUUUAGUAGUACUUCAAAUGGGUGGGCAAGACCUCUAUAUUCGUGUGGCUGCUUUAGUACUGGGAAUGAAUAUAAGAUGCCAAAAUGAUUAUAACAAUGAAGACAAGAAGGAAGAUAUGGAGUUACCGAUAUUUGAUUUGACAAUCAUAUCUAAUGCCACUGAUAACUUUGCAAGCAACAACAAGUUAGGAGAAGGUCGCUUUGGAUCUGUAUACAAGGGGGGGGGGGGGCAAGAAAUAGCUGUAAAGAGACUUUCAAAGAAUUCUGAACAAGGAUUGAACGAGUUCAGAAACGAAGUUAUAAUAAUUUCCAAACUCCAACACCACAAUCUUGUGAAGCUGCUCGAUUGUUGCAUUCAAAAAAAUGAAAAAUUGUUGAUCUACGAAUACAUGCACAACAAAAGCUUGGGACUCAUUUAUUUUUUGUUUGACCAAACAAAGAGUAAACUACUUGAUUGGUGUAUGUGCCACAACAUUAUUGGUGGCAUUGUUAGAGGGCUUCUUUACCUUCAUGAAGACUCUAGAUUGAGAAUUAUUCAUAGAGAUCUCAAAGUUAGCAAUAUCCUACUAAAUAAUAAUAUGAACCCAAAAAUUUCUGACUUUGGCCUAGCUAUAGCAUUUGGGGGAGAUCAAAUAAAGGCUAAUGCCAAUAGGAUUGUUGGAACAUAUGGUUAUAUGCCUCCAGAGUAUGCCAAGUAUGGACAUUUCUUAGUGAAAACUUAUGUUUUUAGCUUUGGAGUCUUAGUACUAGAGAUUGUGAGCGGGAAGAAGAACAAGGAAUUUUGUAACUUUGGCCAAUGCCUUAAUCUUCUAGGAUAUGCAUGGAGACUAUGGAUUGAAGAUAGGCCAACGGAACUUAUAGAUGAAUUCUUAAUCUCAGGUGACUCGUGCAUUUUAUCUGAAGUGUUACGAUGCAUUCAUGUGGGUUUGUUAUGUGUGCAACAAAGACCAGAAGAUAGGCCAAACAUUUCAUCCGUGGUUCUAAUGUUAAGCAGUGGGAAUUCAUUGCCUAAUCCAGGGCAGCCAGGUUUUUAUACAGAAAAGGCUCCACUUGCAGAACAUUAUUCAUCAAGAAAGCUUGAAGCAUCUUCAACAAAUGAAAUCACCUUUACAUUGUUAGAAGCAAGGUAGGAUAUAGUCACUUGAGACUUGUCGGCAAAAAGGAGUGACCAAAGAGGAAAGAUGCAAGGUGCUGUUGUCCAUGACAAAAUGUAUGGUCUAAUAAAAAAGAGUUAAUAGCUUUCAUUCAGAGGGAUGAAGCUUUUACAAAGAAACUUGUUUAUUUGUUUGCUUGCUGGUGAAGGAAGUCUGAUCAGUCUAAGAAGGAAUACUGGACUUUUGAAGGCAUUAAGCUUCUAUUGAUUUCACUUAAAUCUCUGUUCCUGUCAACUUUGUAUGAUUGUAUG
Molecule: messenger RNA, 1523 nt
Organism: Quercus robur (English oak)
Lineage: Eukaryota; Viridiplantae; Streptophyta; Magnoliopsida; Fagales; Fagaceae
Product: G-type lectin S-receptor-like serine/threonine-protein kinase SD1-1
Exons: 6
Coding region: 1-1248 (415 amino acids)
Biological process (GO): protein phosphorylation
Molecular function (GO): protein serine/threonine kinase activity; ATP binding
Source: RefSeq, a predicted model, not a curated record